This is a messenger RNA of Pocillopora verrucosa, 1119 nucleotides long. Lineage: Eukaryota; Metazoa; Cnidaria; Anthozoa; Scleractinia; Pocilloporidae. The record is from RefSeq and is a predicted model, not a curated record.
UUUCCAAAGGCAGUGGAUUGGGAAGCAGUGGAUAGUUUCAUUGAUGUUGAUCGUGCUGUUAAAGAUGUUGAUUGGGCUAAAGCAGGAACUGAGGCUGGUUUGGAAAUGCUGGAAUCAUUCUGUGACAGCAGGCUCAAAUAUUUUGCAACCGAUAGGAACAAUCCCAUAAAGGAAGCUUUAAGUAACUUAUCACCAUGGUUUCAUGCAGGUCACAUAAGUGUCCAGAGAGCAAUCCUCAGAGUAAGAGAGUUCCACAGCAAGUCUAAAGACUCUGUUGAGGCCUUCCUCGAGGAAGCAGUUGUUAGGAGAGAAUUAGCUGAUAAUUUUUGCUUUUACAACUUGGAGAAUUAUGACUCAAUCAAAGGGACAAAUGCGUGGGCACAGAAGACUCUGCAUGAUCAUGCACAGGAUAAAUGGGAAUAUUUGUACACAAGAGAAGAGCUUGAAAAUGGGAACACACAUGAUGACCUUUGGAAUGCUGCCCAGCUUCAGCUGGUAAAUGAAGGCAAAAUGCAUGGUUUCCUAAGAAUGUACUGGGCAAAGAAAAUUCUAGAGUGGACAGCCAGCCCUGAAGAGGCCCUUGAGGUGUCUCUCUUCCUUAAUGACAGGUUCAGUCAGGAUGGCAAUGACCCUAAUGGAUAUGUGGGUUGCAUGUGGUCAGUAUGUGGAGUGCAUGAUCAAGGUUGGGCUGAAAGACCAGUGUUUGGAAAGAUACGCUACAUGAACUUUAAUGGCUGUAAGAGGAAGUUUGAUGUUGGAGAGUUUGAGAAAACAUGGCAAGAAGAAGCAGGACACUACUGGGGGGACUGAUAAAAUUUUGAAGAACAAGAAACGAAAGGCAGCAGGAAUAAGCUGAACAUGCUCUAUGUUGAAAAAAUGCUCCAGUUUUUAGUUCUUUGCUAAAUAGUUGUUAGUGUGUAUUUGGGAGUUUUAUUUUGACAGCCCAGUGUCCAUUGAAGUUGAGCUCCCUGACUCUAUCCAGGCUAGCACUUUGUUGCAAAAUUCAAUGGCAGGGUUUAGUCAUGUCUGAUAUUUUCAAAAGGGAGAUAGAGAAGAGAGAGAGACUGGCUUCAGUCGUUCAAAUGCUGGAUAGUACUAUCUGUUUGAAAACAGUCUACA